Molecule: messenger RNA, 2009 nt
Organism: Metopolophium dirhodum (rose-grain aphid)
Lineage: Eukaryota; Metazoa; Arthropoda; Insecta; Hemiptera; Aphididae
Product: ATPase ASNA1 homolog
Exons: 6
Coding region: 200-1213 (337 amino acids)
Biological process (GO): post-translational protein targeting to endoplasmic reticulum membrane
Cellular component (GO): GET complex
Molecular function (GO): ATP binding; ATP hydrolysis activity
Source: RefSeq, a predicted model, not a curated record
UCGUGCAACUGAUAAGAUUUUAACGCACAGCACUUUCGGGGCCACUGGCAAUUUUUCGUUUAACCUCAUUUUCAAGAGUUUUGUUUUCAUUUUUGUUUUGUUCUAUAAUAAUAAAAUUAACUUUUUUAAAAUAAUAAUUUGAGCGGCUUUUUAUAAAUUGCAGUUUUUUUUUAUUAUUACUUUAAUAUUUAGAAUCAAAAUGGACCCCGUUUUAAGAGAAGAUGAUCUACCCGAAGCGUGUUUACAAAACAUACUCUACCAGAAAAGUUUGAAAUGGGUUUUCGUCGGUGGCAAAGGAGGUGGUGGUAAAACUACUGUCAGUUGUGGUGUGGCCAUUCAAUUGUCUCUAGUCCGUGAAACAGUACUACUAUUAUCAGUUGAUCCAGCACACAACAUAUCUGACGCUUUUGGACAAUGUUUCACCAAAACCCCUACUAAAGUCGAAGGUUUCAACAAUUUAUUUGCUAUGGAAGUAGACACUGAUAACGAUGAAAACCAAACUUUAUUUGAACCUGAUGAUGGAUCUGAAACAGUACAGUUAGGUAACAAUCUUGUGAAAAUCGUUUUAUCGAUAUUUCCCGGUAUUGGUGAGACAAUGAGAUAUGCUAAAAUAAUGAAGUUGGUUAAGAAUAUGGACUUUUCAGUUAUUGUAAUUGAUACAGCUUCUUCAGGACAUACUUUAAAACUACUGACAUUCCCUUCGAUGAUGGGAAAAGCUUUAAGAAACUUUUUGGAACUUAGAAAUAGAAUGGGCCCUUACCUAAAUCAAAUAUCUAUGCUUUUUGGACCGGGUUUUAAUGUAGAGGAAAUUAUACAGAAAAUUGAUGAAUUGUUGAAUUACAUUAAUACUUUUAAUCAACAAUUAAAAAACCAUGAAAAAACCACAUUUAUUUGUGUAUGUAUUGCUGAAUUUUUGUCAUUGUAUGAAACUGAAAGGCUUUUCCAAGAAUUAAACAAUAAUGAAAUUGACUGCCAUAAUAUUGUUGUUAAUCAAUUAUACCCGAACAAUGAAGAAUCCGAUCCCAAUUGUAAAAAGUGUUCUUCCAGAAAGGAAUUACAGCGCACCUAUCUAGAACAGAUAAAGGAUUUGUAUCUUAAUUGCCAUGUUACUAAGCUUCCAUUGUUAGAAAAAGAAGUACGAGGUGUUCCUGAUUUAAAAGAUUUUUCAAACUAUUUAAUAUACCCAAAUUAUGUUUACCCUAAAAUUGAAUAAGUAACAACACUGUUCUGUUGUGUUUUCUUUAUUUUUACAACAUAAGUUUAUAACAAUGUAAUAUGUACAUAAAAAACAAAUGAUUUUAUCAUUACUGUAAUUUUAAUUAAUUUCAAAUGAUUUUAAAAACGAUAAGGAAUAAUUACUGUUAAUUAUAAUUCACUAUAUUGGUUAUAAAACAAAAAUACAUUUUUCAAUUAUUUAAUCUAUAAAUAAAUGUAGUAUAAUAAUUAAUAAUUAAUAAAUAUAAGCUCAUUAUGAUAUUAUAUCUCAUAAUUUAUUUAUUCUCAACUAAUCAUAAUAAUAUAAGAUGUUAGUUAAGCUUUUUAAAAACAAAUGUUUUAUAAUUAGGUACCCUAUAUACAAACCAUUUUGUUAUAAAUUCUUUAAUAAUUUUGCACUUAAAACUGUAUUUUAUUAAUCAUAAUGAUCUUAUUUACCUGUCGUUGGUAUUGCUGUGUAACGUAAUACCAUUGGUAUUGGUUAAGCAUCAACCUUAUUAUUAUUUAUUAUAUAAUAAUUUUAGAACAUUGAAACAAGCAAUUAAAAACAAUUACCAAGUUAAUUAUAUUUUACAUUUUUACAAAAAAUGUUCUAAAGUUUUUCUAUAUUUUAAACAUUUUAAACACUAAAAAUUAAAAAUACAUUAUUUUAAUACUUAUUUCAUAAAAUACACUUAUAUUUUUUUGUGCUUUAUUUUAUUUUUUUUUAUACAGUAUGCUAUGAUUAAAGCCGGAUUUAAUAGAUGUUGCAACUUUUUAUUGAUAUCAUGUAAAUCAAAUCUGAUCAAAUAUGU